Boleophthalmus pectinirostris (great blue-spotted mudskipper) is the source of this 532-nucleotide messenger RNA. RefSeq names its product retinol-binding protein 2-like. The transcript has 4 exons. Lineage: Eukaryota; Metazoa; Chordata; Actinopteri; Gobiiformes; Gobiidae. The record is from RefSeq and is a predicted model, not a curated record. Gene Ontology annotation, cellular component: cytosol; nucleus. Gene Ontology annotation, molecular function: fatty acid binding. The coding region runs from base 88 to 492 and encodes 134 amino acids. Gene Ontology annotation, biological process: fatty acid transport.
GAUGGGCCCAGGAUCUGCCUCUCUCUUUCAGUCAAACAGGCCUCAAGGCAAACUCCUCCAGGGUCUAAACCUUCAACAACAGUGAAAAUGCCGGCCGAUUACAAUGGACGCUGGGAGAUGGUGAAAAACGAGAACUUUGAAGAGGUUAUGAAGGCCUUGGACAUCGACUUUGCCACCAGAAAGAUCGCCAGCCAUCUUCACCAGACCAAAGUGUUCGUGCAAAACGGAGACAAGUUUGAGACCAAGACCUUGAGCACCUUCAGGAAUUAUGAGGUGAAUUUCACGAUCGGAGUGGAGUUUGAGGAGCACACCAAAGGCCUGGACAACAGAAAAGUCAUGACUCUGGUUACCUGGGACGGGGACAAGCUCGCCUGUGUCCAGAAGGGAGAGAAGCAGAACCGAGGCUGGAGGCACUGGAUCGAAGGGGACUUGCUCCAUCUGGAAAUCUUUGUAGAGGACAAGCUCUGCCAUCAAGUCUUCAAGAAGGCAUAAGAACACAACAGCUCUGCACGUUUGACCAUUUCUAUUUAUA